CUGGUCAGUAGACUGGUCCAGAAACAUGGUGGUCUGUGGCCACUGUGCCUCCAGAGGCCUGACUCAGGGGAGGAGAGCCAGGCUGGACAGUGGAGGGAGGUACCCUGAAAAUUGGGUGGGUGCUACAGGGUGAGUGGAAGGAAUAUUCUAAGGACCAGAGCCAUCUGCUCCUCCCCCCUCCACCAGGAGGCUCCCACCCUAAGGCCCUACGUGGGUGGCUCACGGAGGAAGUGGGUAGGAAGCAUCACUCCUUGCGGGGGUCUGGCGGGAGUCAGUAACUUCUUGAGGCAGCCUUGCAGUGGAAGGCCCCGGGAGAGGACUUUCAUGAGCAUUUUGUCCCAGGCACUGGGCAGGGGCUGUGCACGGCACCAUCUUCUUUGAUCACCCUGUGAGGUCCCACACACCAUUCCCCAAGUUGGAGCUGAGCCUGGGGUCCCGGCCUGCGGCACCCCGGGAGCUUCCUGCCUGCUGCAUCUGCCUGGAGAGGCUGCGUGAGCCCAUUGCGCUGGACUGUGGCCAUGACUUCUGCACGCGGUGCUUCAGCACGCACCGCCUCCCUGGCUGCGGGCCGCCCUGCUGCCCGGAGUGCCGGAAAAUAUGCAAGCAGAAGAAGGGGCUGCGGAGUCUGGGGGAGAAGAUGAAGCUCCUGCCACAGAGGCCGCUGCCCCCCGUGCUGCAGGUCUGGGACCUGACCUGGUAGCAGGGUGGGGCACAGAGAGGCCCAGCUCAGCGGGGGAGGCCUGUGCCGUGAGGGCAGAGCCCCUGCUGCUGGUGCGAAUCAACGCGUCUGGAGGCCUCAUCCUGAGGAUGGGUGCCAUCAACCGCUGCCUGAAGCACCCCCUGGCCAGGGACACCCCCAUCUGCCUCCUGGCUGUCCUGGGGGAGCCGCACUCAGGGAAGACCUUCCUCCUCAACCACUUGCUCCAGAGCUUGCCGGGCCUGGAGUCUGGCGAGGGCAGCUGGCCGAGAGGAGGGGGGUCUCUGCAGGGGUUCAGAUGGGGUGCCAAUGGUCUCACCAAGGGCAUCUGGAUGUGGAGCCACCCCUUCCUGCUGGGGAAGGAGGGCAAGAAGGUGGCUGUGUUCCUGGUGGACUCGGGGGACACUAUGAGCCCUGAACUGAGCAGAGAAACCAGGACCAAGCUCUGUGCUCUCACCACGAUGCUGAGCUCCUACCAGAUCCUCAGCACCUCCCAGGAGCUGAAAGAUACAGACUUGGAAUAUCUGGAGAUGUUUGUCCACGUGGCUGAGGUGAUGGGCCGGCAUUAUGGGAUGGUGCCAAUCCAGCACCUGGAUCUCUUAGUUCGAGACUCCUCCCACCCCAACAAGGCAGGGCAGGGACACCUGGGUGAUAUCAUCCAGCUCGGAGUUCUUCCUGUCACCUCCCAGAAAUCCUCUGGCAAGUACCCCAAGGUUCAGGAGCUGCUCCAGGGGAGGCGAGCCUGCUGUUACCUCCUGCCGGCUCUGGGGAGGCGGUGGGCGAGCAAAGGCCACGGAAGCCCGGGAGACGCAGAUGACGGGUCCCGCCACCUCCGCGCCUAUGUCGCCGAGGUGCUGAGUGCGGCCCCCCAGCACGCCAAGAGCCGCUGCCCGGGCUACUGGAGCGAGGGGCGCCCCGUGGCCAGGGGGGACCGGCGGCUGCUCACCGGGCAGCAGUUAGCUCAGGAAAUCAAGAACCUCUCGGGCUGGAUGGGGAGGACAGGCGCCGGGUGCGCCUCUCCAGAUGAGAUGGCCGCCCAGCUGCACGACCUGAGGACCGCGGAAGCUGCCAAGAAGGAGUUUGAGGAGUUCGUGCGGCAGCAGGACGUGGCCACCAAGCGCAUAUUCUCCGCGCUCCGGGUGCUGCCCGACACCAUGCGGAACCUCCUCUCCACCCAGAAAGACGCCAUCCUGGCGCGCCACGGCGUGGCCCUGCGGUGCAAGGGCCGGGAGCAGACCCUAGAGGCCCUGGAGGCCGAGCUGCAGGCCGAGGCCAAGGUCUUCAUGGACUCGUACACCGUGCGCUUCUGCGGCCACCUGGCGGCCGUGGGGGGCGCCGUGGGUGCCGGGCUCAUGGGCCUGGCGGGGGGCGUGGUGGGCGCCGGCAUGGCAGCCGCCGCGCUGGCUGCUGAGGCCGGGAUGGUGGCAGCUGGCGCCGCGGUGGGGGCCACGGGGGCUGCCGUGGUCGGGGGCGGCGUAGGUGCUGGGCUGGCUGCCACGGUGGGCUGCCUGGAGAAGGAGGAGGACGAGAGGGUGCAGGAAGGGGACCGAGAGCCCCUGCUCCAGGAAGAGUGACAGCCCCCAGAAGACGGGAAGGCGGGGAGAGGUUCCAGGGGAGAGGGAAGGAAGUGGGGGAGCAGAGGCGUGGGAGCCAUGUUCCCAGGGCCCCCGUGUACCGCCCACCUGGAUGAACGAAUGCCCAGUGUCCUCAUGGCUGGCUGAGCUGGAGGCUGAAGGUGGCUCCAGGAAGCUGGGGAGGCCACCUGGGGUAGAAGACAGUGUUUGGGGGCAGUGAAUAGAGUGUAAGGCCCGUUUCUGGCUGCAGCUGAUUGCUAACUUGCCAUUGUUCCCAGAUAAACGACCCAGGUCUCCCACCAGAGUGAGGCUCCACCUUCCCUGUCCUGGCUUACUCUCCUGGAUGACCCUGGAUUGUGGGAAGGCUGAGCACGUGCCAUUCUGGAAGUCUCCCCUUGGGUGGAGUGGACACCUGUCCCUUCACAGAUGGGAGAAGCCCCAGGUGGAGUGACCUCAGUCAGGGAUCUGGGAGCACUGGUGAGGGGGUGGGGGGCACUGAGCAAAACCAAAGAGUGCGGGAAUCGUGAACAGUGGCCCAAUCCCCCUCGUGGAGACGUGCCCCUACAACUCUUUUCAAAGCUGCCCCAGCAGGACAAAAGUGGCUACCCCUCCACGUCAGGAUGUCGCCUUGAAGCAGUCCCUGAAGGUGUCCGCAUGGUUGUGCCCUUUGUUAAGUCUGGUCAGACAGCGGGGUGCCCAUGUUCAUUGUGGAAUGCUGUCCCAGAAAACGGUUAAAUGCCAAAGAAAAGCACCUGGAAUUGAAUUCUGAGCUAGACCACACAGCACUCAGAGCAGUCAGUGAAAGUCCUUCAAGGGACAGGGGAGCACCUUUCCUCCUGAACACCCCCCUCUUUCCUGAGCCUGUGAGAAGACCCCUCUGCUCUGAGUUAGCCAGAGAUCUGUGUGCAGCUGCCCACAGGGAGCCUGAGGGCUGUGCACCUCUCCUGGGGGACAGGAAAGUCCCACUGGAAGACCUCUAGACUAUUAAACUGUAAAGGAUUAAUGGGCACAUUAUAUGAAAAAUAAAACGUAUGUGCUUGCA
Molecule: messenger RNA, 3313 nt
Organism: Manis javanica (Malayan pangolin)
Lineage: Eukaryota; Metazoa; Chordata; Mammalia; Pholidota; Manidae
Source: RefSeq, a predicted model, not a curated record